Molecule: messenger RNA, 3885 nt
Organism: Chara braunii
Lineage: Eukaryota; Viridiplantae; Streptophyta; Charophyceae; Charales; Characeae
Source: the annotation of a GenBank genome assembly
GCAAAGGAGUGUUUUUCUCCAGAAAGCCUCUUGUUGCGUCGUUUUAUGAAUGAAUGAGGUGGUUGCGUUCGUCGUUAUAAAUUAUGCGAGUCUAAUGGGAUUUGCUCUGAAGUACCUCGAAGUGCCUGCGUCUUUCUCUUUCUCGUCCGACAAGUCGGCGGCGGCGGAGGAGGGGGGAUAGACGUGGAGGGGAGUCUAGCAGGUCGCUCAGGUGGAAGACGCGGAGGGUCGCACGCACACCCAAGUUCCGCGGCGACCGCGGUGAUAGGCCUGUCUCUUAUACACAUCUAGAUGUGUAUAAGAGACAGGAAGUACCUCGAAGUGCCUGCGUCUUUCUCUUUCUCGUCCGACAAGUCGGCGGCGGCGGAGGAGGGGGGAUAGACGUGGAGGGGAGUCUAGCAGGUCGCUCAGGUGGAAGACGCGGAGGGUCGCACGCACACCCAAGUUCCGCGGCGACCGCGGUGAUAGGCUUUGAUCGUGAGGAAGACGCGGCAAGAACACACACGGAGAGAGAGAGAGAGAGAAAGAGAGAGAGAGAGAGGAGCAGAACCUCGUGGGCGAUGGCGCAAGGGCCUGCGAAUGGCUCUGGCAGUAUUGUCCGCGAUAGCGGUGCUGGAGGUAGUCGACCAACAGCAGCAAUGGGUGUAGGUUAUACCCCGAAGAUUAUCCUGAUAACUGGUGCGGCGGGAUUCAUUGGUUCCCAUGUCGCCAAUCGUCUCGUCCGUCUCUAUCCUCAUUACAAGAUUGUCGUUUUGGACAAACUGGAUUACUGCUCCAAUUUGCGUAAUCUUGAGCCAUCCAUGCGCUGCCCUAAUUUCAAGUUCGUGAAGGGCGACAUCGCCAGCGCGGAUCUGGUCAAUUAUCUUCUGUUGACCGAGAAGAUCGACACCAUCAUGCAUUUCGCUGCUCAAACGCAUGUCGAUAACUCUUUUGGCAAUUCUUUCGAGUUCACGAAGAACAACAUCUACGGUACUCACGUGCUGUUGGAGGCGUGCAAGGUGGCGGGAACCGUACGGCGCUUUAUCCACGUCAGCACGGACGAGGUGUACGGCGAGACGGAGGCGGACGCCAUUGUUGGCAAUCACGAGGCGUGCCAGUUGCUUCCGACGAAUCCGUACUCGGCGACGAAGGCCGGUGCGGAGAUGCUUGUGAUGGCGUACGGACAGUCGUACGGUCUUCCUUUCAUCACGACACGUGGCAACAACGUGUACGGUCCUUGCCAGUUCCCCGAGAAACUCAUUCCGAAGUUCGUCCUCUUAGCCAAGGCCGGCAGGACGCUGCCAAUCCACGGCGACGGCUUGAACGUGCGGAGCUACUUGUACGCGGAGGACGUGGCGGAGGCUUUCGAGGUCGUUCUUCACAAGGGUGAGGUCGGCCACGUGUACAACAUCGGGACGAAGAGGGAGCGGACGGUGCUCGAGGUGGCUAAAGAAAUAUGCAAGUUGAUUGGUCGCGAUCCCGACACGACGAUCGAGUACGUGGAAGAUAGACCGUUCAAUGAUCACAGGUAUUUCCUGGACGAUGCGAAGCUCAAGGCGUUGGGAUGGGCGGAGAAGACGCCGUGGGAGGAAGGGCUGAAGAAGACCAUGCAAUGGUAUCUUGCCAAUCCGAAUUACUGGGGCGACGUCUCGGGGGCAUUAGUGCCUCAUCCAAGGGGGAUGAUUUUUGGCGGGGAGAAGUCGCUAGUCUUGGGAGAUGAGGACGAGCGGAGCCAGGCAGAGGCCGGCGAGCGACGCGUCGUGGCUCCUGUGUUGUCGCUGCUUCCCCCGAGCGCGAUGGGGGUCAAGGACUCGUGGAAUGCGCUGCCGAAAACGCCGACGGGGAUGGUCGUGCCUCCUCGAUUGAAAGUCGCCAGCAUUCCCAUGAAGGCGUUGAUCUAUGGGCGCACGGGUUGGAUCGGCGGGUUGUUGGGCAAGCUGUGUGAGCAGCAGGGCAUUCCGUACGUGUAUGGCUCUGGUCGCUUGGAGGACAGAGCUUCUCUGGUGGCUGAUAUCAUGGCGGCGAAGCCUACGCACGUCUUCAGUGCCGCGGGCGUGACCGGAAGACCGAACGUGGACUGGUGUGAGAGCCACAAAGAGGAGACGAUUCGCGCGAACGUGAUCGGAACCCUAAAUCUUGUCGACGUGUGCAAGGUGCAUAACCUGCACGUCACCAACUUCGCGACCGGAUGCAUUUUCGAGUACGACGACGCGCAUUCCCUGGGCUCUGGCGUUGGCUUCACGGAGGAGGAGAGGGCGAACUUCGCUGGCUCCUACUACUCGUUCACUAAGGGCAUGGUGGAAGAGCUUCUGAGAGUGUACGACAAUGUCUUGACUCUGAGGGUGAGAAUGCCGAUAACCUCGGAUUUGACGAAUCCUAGGAACUUCAUCACGAAGAUCACGAGGUACGAGAAGGUGGUGAACAUCCCGAACUCGAUGACAGUGCUGGACGAGUUGCUGCCUUACGCUAUCGAGAUGGCCAGGAGAGGAUUGAAAGGCAUCUAUAACUUCACCAAUCCGAAGCCAAUCAGCCAUAACGAGAUAUUGGAGUUGUAUAGGGAUUACGUCGACCCGAGUUUCAAGUGGGCGAACUUCACGCUGGAGGAGCAGGCAAAGGUCAUCGUCGCGGCGAGGAGUAACAACGAGCUCGACAUGACGAAGAUGAAGAAGGAAUUCCCUGAAAUGCUCGACAUUCGGGAUUCGCUCAUCAAGUACGUCUUCGAGCCUAACAGGCGGGUGCCGAAAGAGACGACAACGACGAAGCUACCGCUGGAGCCUUCUGUUGUCACCUCGUCGGUUGGUGCUACCAAUGGCCACCUGGGCGCUGUCUGCUGACCUUAACCUCCUUCAUUCAUUUCAUCAUCGUCCAAGGAAUGCUGUUGUUGUUGUUGUUUUCUUCUUCCCUGAUAAGGAAAGUGAGGGCGCUUAAAAAAAGCGCUGUCCUGUCCGCAUUAAGUUGGGUGCAUCCGUGUCUAUUUUUUUUAUCUAUAGAUGUGUUGUUUAUUUUCGAAGAGCGAGCGAGCGAGCGAGAGAGAGAGAGAGAGAGAGAGAGAGAGCGAGAGAGCGAGCGAGAGAACGACACAGAGAGAGAGAGAGAGAGAGAGAGAGAGAGAGAGAGGUUGUUUGUGCCCUUUUGGAGAGACGAAGCGCUGUGUAGAGGUAGUGAGCGCGAGAUGUUUAGCGUUCCAUUUUUUGGGCAUUUCUUUUCUUCGACUUUUGCAUUGUGACGUCGCCCUUCUCUGGCGACAAGGAGUUGAUGUGGAUUCCUCUCUUCUGUUUUGGCUUUUCCGUUUUGUGGUUCUUUUGGUCGCAGUUCGUGGAAUUUUCUCGGUGGUUCGGGUGGUGGCAAGAUUGCCACCCUUUCUUAAGGGAUUGUACUGCCGGUAGUCUGUUAUGCUCGAUUACGGUGAAAUCACUCGAAUGCAUGUAAUCGAUUACGGUGAAAUCACUGAAAUGCAUGUAAUCGAUUACGGUGAAAUCGCGGGGGUGCAUGUAAUCGAUUACGGUGAAAUCACUUAAAUGCAUGUAGCGAGUAUUUAGCGUUGUGGGUGGUUGAGACUCUUUGAGAGUAACGAAGGCGGCUUCGUAUUAGGAGCCUGAAGUGGAAAAUAAUGGUGGUUGGUAGUGCUGACCGCUGUCAAGUCGUCGCUGCUGCAGGUCUUCGAAUAACUUGAGUGGUAGGAUCGCGCGCGCGAGCAGGUUCAUUAUUGGUGAACUAUGGGGGGCAAGGAUCUAACCAAGGAAUGGGUCUCUGUACGUCACCAAUGUGUGCGAUUAUCGACCAGAGCGUUGACAUUGGUGCUGGAGGACCGGUCGAAGGCGGAUGUCCGUUUCCGCAACUCAUUUUAUUACUAUUAUUAUUUCUGUUUACAUUUUAUUCGCUCAUCAGAUAUUGGCACGAUCGAUC